CUUACAUACAAAAAAUAUUUCUCUCAGAUCGAAAAAAAUUCACUUUUUUAGUAUUUUAAAUUAUUUUAAUUUAUCGCACCUCAAAUCCUCCAAAAAAUGUCGAAGAAUAACCAAGGGAACGUGCAAACAUUCAAAUUAGUUGUAGUUGGAUCCGGUGGUGUUGGAAAAAGUUGUAUAACAAUUCAAUUUAUACAGAGUUACUUUUGCAGCGACUAUGAUCCAACAAUAGAGGACAGCUAUACGAAGCGACUGGUGAUUGAUGAUGUACCAGCAAAAUUAGAUAUCUUAGAUACUGCCGGACAAGAAGAGUUUAGUGCAAUGCGUGAGCAAUAUAUGCGAUCUGGUGAAGGAUUUCUUCUUGUAUUCAGUGUGACAGAUUACGCCAGUUUUGAAGAAAUCUACAAAUUUCAUCGGCAAAUAUUGCGUGUAAAAGAUCGAGAUGAAUUUCCAAUGUUGAUGGUCGGAAAUAAAUCGGACUUGGAGGCUCAACGUGUGGUAUCGAUAGAUAAAGCACAAGAACUAAGUCGUCAACUUAAAAUUCCAUAUCUAGAGUGCAGUGCCAAAGUACGAAUCAAUGUCGAUCAAGCAUUUACAGAACUGGUUCGAAUCGUGCGAAGAUUCCAAGAAUCGGAACGUCCACUAAACUUCAAAGAUAACAGCAAAGGAAACAAGAAGAAACUAUGUUGCGUUUUAUAAUUUUUAAAAUGUCAAAAUAUUCUUUUUUCUUCUUAUUUGUUCAGCAUUUAAUGUGCUAAAUGUCAAUUCGUUUCGCUUACAACUCUUUUUUUUAUUACUUCUAUCGAUGUGUCUACAA
Messenger RNA from Chironomus riparius, 814 nucleotides. The record is from the annotation of a GenBank genome assembly. NCBI's taxonomy places the organism in Eukaryota, Metazoa, Arthropoda, Insecta, Diptera, Chironomidae.